Nothobranchius furzeri (turquoise killifish) is the source of this 2913-nucleotide messenger RNA. It is a transcript of the gene otud5a, whose product is annotated as OTU deubiquitinase 5a. Gene Ontology annotation, molecular function: cysteine-type deubiquitinase activity. The record is from RefSeq and is a predicted model, not a curated record. NCBI's taxonomy places the organism in Eukaryota, Metazoa, Chordata, Actinopteri, Cyprinodontiformes, Nothobranchiidae. Gene Ontology annotation, biological process: protein deubiquitination.
UCACAGCGCCCAGUCAGGCUGUGUUGAUGUUUUGGAGAACGGGAAGAGGGAGACGCUUUUUGUUUUUGUUCAACUCCACCGUCGAAUGUAAACAGAAUUGUUGUUUCUUUGGUCGGUUUCGGUCCGUUAAGGGUCUUAACUCGGUGACUGGAGCCGAACCGCUCGUUCAGAAGGUGAAUAGACCGACUAGUUUUAUCCAGAACGGGGACUCGUCACCCUCUGACCGCCUCCCUGCUCCACCAUGACGAUCCUCCCCAAGAAGAAGCCCAGCUCUGGUGUCGGCGUCUCGGACCACGCCGAUGACAGCGACCGUCGGAGCAGCUCCGACCCUCACCAACACCCACACCCGCACGCUGGGCGGACCGGAGCCCGACCCAGAGCCUCCCCUCCGCCGUGGUCUUACCAGACUGCUCCCCCCUCCGCCAGAGAGGACAGGCGGAGCAUCGAGGCGAGCUCCCGGCCGCAGCAGGCCUCUCCGCCGCCCGUUGGCUCCGUGUCCCCGGUAGGGCCGGGAGAUGGCAGAGACGGUAGCGGUGGAAUGGUUACCGGCUCCCGCGGGGAGCUUGUUGUGCCUGCCGGUGUCGUUGGAUGCGGCGGGUCGAUAGGCGGUUGCUGCUCCGGGCCCGGGCUGAGCAAGAGGCGGCGGCAGGCAGGAACCUGCUCCGGUGGGGUGGUCGCUGCUCUGGCCGGGGGAGGCCAGCCGGGGGUGACCGGACCCGGAGGUGUAGGGUCCAGUCAGGAUACGGAGGAAGGAGCAGGGAACAACAGCGAGGACGAGUACGAGAACGCCGCCCGGUUGCAGUUCAUGGACCCGGCCACGGUGGAGCAGCAGGAGCAUUGGUUUGAGAAAGCUUUGACGGAGAAGAAAGGAUUUGUCAUUAAGAAGAUGAAGGAGGAUGGAGCAUGUCUGUUCAGAGCAGUGGCUGAUCAGGUGUACGGAGACCAGGACAUGCACGAGGUGGUGCGGAAGCACUGCAUGGACUAUCUGGUGAAGAACGCCGACUACUUCUCCAACUACGUGACAGAAGACUUCACCACAUACAUCAACAGGAAGAGGAAAAACAAUUGCCAUGGCAACCACAUCGAGAUGCAGGCCAUGGCCGAGAUGUACAACAGGCCAGUGGAGGUGUACCAGUACAGCACAGAGCCAAUCAACACAUUCCACGGCAUCCACCAGAACAACGACGAGCCAAUCAGAGUCAGCUAUCACCGUAACAUCCACUACAACUCGGUGGUGAACCCAAACAAGGCCACGAUCGGGGUCGGCCUGGGGCUGCCCGCCUUCAAACCCGGGUACGCUGACCAGUCUCUGAUGAAGUCAGCCAUAAAGACGUCGGAGGAGUCGUGGAUCGAGCAGCAGAUGCUGGAGGACAAGAAGAGGGCGACGGACUGGGAGGCCACCAACGAGGCCAUCGAGGAGCAGGUGGCCCGGGAGUCCUACCUGCAGUGGCUCCAGGACCAGGAGAAACAGGCCCGACAGCCCCGUAAGGCCAGCGCCACCUGCAGCUCUGCAACGGCAGCAGCCUCCAGCGGCCCAGACGACUGGAGUGCCCGGUCGCCACGGCAACGAGACUCUGACCCAUCUCACUCUGAUCUCACGACCAGCUCAUCAGCGAACAACAAGCCCCCCUCGCCUGCAGGAGCCGCCCUGAUCCUGAGCAAACCGCCAUCGCCCUGCGCCCCAGGUCCAAGUAAUCAGAGUCGUCACCACUUGGAGUACAGAGCCAUCAUGCAGGAGAUGUCUCCCACAGCGUUUGGUCUGACGGACUGGGAGGACGAUGAGAUCCUGGCGUCGGUUCUCGCCGUGUCCCAGCAGGAAUACCUGGACAGCAUCAAACACCAGAGCUCCUCCAGCACCGCCAUGCAUCGAGAUAGGGAGGCGUCGCCCGACAGCAGCUGAUACCCGGGUGACGCCAAACUCCGGCCCCUGCCAUCUCACCCCCUCCUCCCCCGCCUCACCUCUGACCUUCAGACAGAGCUCAAACACAACAACGAUGCACUCUUUUUUUAUUUUUUUCAUCAGCUUCCUCUUCCUCUGUCUCACUUCCUGCUCCUCCCACUUCCUGGUACUUCACAGACACAGCUGGGUCUUACCACUGAUCUGAGAUCAGUUAUUAUUUAAAGUCAGCAGCUUCCAGCAGUUUGAGUUUUACUCCUCUCGUCAGUCAGGCUGAACAACCCCAACCCAACAGAACCCGGUGGCCGUCCCACUAACAAGUCUUAUGAACUCAGCCACCAUGUUGUCCCACCGCUGUCAGCCAUGUUGUAGCAGCGCGGCUCAUCUUCAUCAGACGAACUGAAGCCUUCAGCCUGUAACUCCUCUUCAUCAUCACCGUCAUCAUCAGACUUAUUUAGCUGCAUGUUUAAUCGACCACAGCGACAUCAUAGAAAAGCAACAAAUAAAAAAAGGAGAAAAAUAGAAAAUUGUCAUACUUAUCCUCUUAAUGAUUGAUUAUUGUUAUUAUUAAUAAUAUAAGUUUGUUUUAUUUUAUUUUUGUUUGUUUGUUUGGGAAGAAAAAAGUUUUUUCUUGGAAUAAAAGAGAAAAAUGUUUCUGAACCACGUCCGAGGUUUCUAUUCAGUGUGACGGACGACGCAGAGAGACGAUUAGAAGAUUCAUCCUCGAGUCCUUUGGCGUUCGGGUUCCUUCAGUGGGAUUAUUUAUAAAAUGUAAACGAACAACAGGAUUUGUUUGUGAAUUUUGGUAAAGUGAGAUUAGUAGCAGCUGAUAUUGAUGCCUACAGGAGCAGGAAGCCGAUCCCUGAUCUGAUAAUGGAGCUGACCUGGUACACCCAACCGGAUGUUUACUGAGCUCUGGCCUUUUUAGGAAAUCUUAAUGAAACGUGCCAGGUGACCCAGUUCAGAAUUUGUAUUUUCUAAACUUUAUUUAAACUUUAAAUAAAAUUGUCACGUGG